Closterium sp. Naga37s-1 is the source of this 2244-nucleotide messenger RNA. Lineage: Eukaryota; Viridiplantae; Streptophyta; Zygnematophyceae; Desmidiales; Closteriaceae. The record is from the annotation of a GenBank genome assembly.
AUGGCAGUGCCAGCGACUCCGGAUGCCGUCAGGCACGUUCCGGCCGAUCCCGUGGCAGCAGCGCUAGCAGCGGCAGCGGCGGCGAGCCCAGCCGUGAAGCGCGCCGAGCUGCGAGCCGCCGUGCGGGAACUGCGCGACCGAUGCCUGUUCCAGGCGUCCUCAUGGGCUGCAGAGCAGCUAAUCGGCCUACCCGCCAUGCCCUCCCAGUCAGAAUCUGCAGCAGGGGACAGCAGAGAGGAGCGAGGAGCAAGGGACGGGCAGGCAGGGGCUGCCAAGGCAGAGGCACAAACGACAGGAGAGGCAGCAGGGUCAAAAGGGACGGCGCACGGGGCCGAAGGAGGAGCGGCGGCGAUAGGUGAAGUGAAAGGGAGAGAGGCUGUGGAGGGGGAGGAGGAGGAUUCGGACGAGGUGCUGUUUGCGCGGGCGCUGUUUGAUGUGAGGGAGUUCAGGAGGGCAGCGCAUGUGCUGGAAGGGGUUCAAGGGAGGAGGGCGCUGUUCCUGCGCUGCUAUGCGCUCUACCUGGCAGGGGAGAAGCGCAAGGAAGAGAUCAUUCUAGAAACCUCCUCCCAGCAGCAGACCCUCCCGGGAACCAACCAGCAGCAGCAGCCCAUACCCUUCCCUGCCCACCCCACCUCCUCCUCCCCGGACAACCCCGCGUCUCCUGUGGCCAAUCCUGAGCUGCCACGUGUCCAGGCUGAGCUGGAGCGGGAGCGGGCGGCAGGGAGGUUAGAUGCAUGGGGGAAGUAUCUGCUGGGAGUGGUGCUGGCGCAGAGGGGGAGGGAGGGGGAGGCGCGGGUGGUUCUGUGUGAGAGUGUGCGGGAAUACCCUUGGAACUGGGCUGCGUGGCAGCAAAUAGAGGCCCUCUGUCUCGACCACGACACCUACCUCUCGCUCCUCCCCUCCCUCCCUGCCCACUGGAUGACUCUAUUCGCCCUCUCCUCCCUCCUCCUCUCCCUCCACCGCAACUCCGAAGCGCUCUCCCUCUGCCUGCACCUCGCCUCCCCCCCUUCCUCCUCCUCCUCCGCCUCCUCCUCCUCCUUCUCUCACUCCCUCUCUCACUCAUCGCAGCAAGCAGAGGGGGAGCAGGGGGAAAGGAGGCGAAUGGCGGAUGGGGAAGGAGGGGGAACUGCAGCAGCAGCAGCAGCACCAGGGGGAGCAGGAGAGACAACAACAGGAGGAACUGGCGAAGCGGCGGGGAAAGGAGGGGGCUUUCCACACAGCACGUGGGUGGCGGCAGCAACAGCAACGGCGCACUACAACCUGAGGGACUUUGACUCGGCAGAGGCUGUGUUCACAGAGUUGACUGGCGUUGACCCGUACAGACUAGAGGCCAUGGACACGUUUUCCAAUAUUCUCUACGUGAAGGAGGACUUUGCUGGGCUUAGUCACCUGGCUCACAGGGUGACAAAAAUUGACAAGUACCGGCCAGAGACGUGCUGCAUCGUCGGAAACUAUUUCUCCCUAAAGGGCCGCCACGAGCGAGCCGUGGCCUACUUCCGCCGAGCCCUCCGCCUCGACCGCUGCUACCUCUCCGCAUGGACGCUGAUGGGGCACGAGUAUGUGGAGAUGAAGAACAGUGCCGGGGCGAUUCAAGCGUACAGGCGGGCGGUGGAUAUCAACCCGAGGGAUUAUAGGGCGUGGUACGGGCUCGGGCAGACGUAUGAGAUUCUCGCCAUGCCCUACUACGCCCUCUACUACUACCGUAAAGCAGCCUCCCUGCGGCCCCACGAUUCCCGCAUGUGGUGUGCCAUGGGGCAGUGCUACGAGGCACAGCAGCUGCAGCAGCCGGAAGCCGCCAUCCGCUGCUACCGCCGUGCCGUCGCCAGCAACGAGAGCGAGGGCCUGGCACUGCACAAGCUGUCGAAGCUGUAUGAGGGGCUGGGGCAGAUGAGACAGGCGGCACACUUCUACAAGCGCAAUCUGGACCGAAUGGACUCAGAGCAGGUGGAGGGGCCGGAGCUAGUUGAGGCGCUGCUCUUCCUGGCCACACACCACCGCUCUGAAGGAAGUCUUGCGGAGGCGGAACGAUACUCCACGCGUCUCCUUGACUUCGGUGGACCGGCGAAGGAGGAUGCCAAGGCUCUACUACGGGAGCUUCGGAGCGUGCACCAGCACGAGCAUCAGCACCGCCCGCAUGGCAUGGGGCCGUUGUCGUCCUUGGGAUUGGAGAGUGGGGAUGAGGAUGAGGAUGGGAAUGGUGAUAGUGAUGAUGACGAAGAUAUGGAUUUCGAGGGUGGUUUCUAG